This is a messenger RNA of Cheilinus undulatus (humphead wrasse), 2956 nucleotides long. It is a transcript of the gene ppan, whose product is annotated as peter pan homolog. Gene Ontology annotation, biological process: ribosomal large subunit assembly; G protein-coupled receptor signaling pathway; rRNA processing. The transcript is spliced from 14 exons. The record is from RefSeq and is a predicted model, not a curated record. Gene Ontology annotation, molecular function: G protein-coupled receptor activity; rRNA binding. Lineage: Eukaryota; Metazoa; Chordata; Actinopteri; Labriformes; Labridae. Bases 168 to 2771 code for a protein of 867 amino acids. Gene Ontology annotation, cellular component: preribosome, large subunit precursor; membrane.
GUAAGGUCGGGGAGCCAUGUGGAAGCUGCUGUGCUGUCGUCUUGGUGGAGUUGUUCCAUGUGUUGCGAUUUUAUGAGAUGCUUUCUAAUUGUCAGCAUAAUUAAAAUGUCGUGAAGGUAAAACUGACCUUGUUGAUUUAACUCACCCGCUCUUCGUUUCGUUGAAUAAUGGGGAAAUCAAAGACCAAGAACCAGAAGAAAUCAAGAGCACAAGCUAACCAUGUGGCCGAGGAAACAUACGGAGCUGUCCCCCACUCUUUCGUAUUUCACCGGGGUCAGAUUGGAAAAAACGUGGGCCAGCUCAUCCUGGAUGUGCGGAGAGUUAUGGAGCCAUACACUGCCGAGUCUCUAAAGAUUAGGAAGAAGAAUGUGCUGAAAGACUUUGUGGCCAUAGCAGGACCUCUUGGAGUGACACAUUUUAUGAUCUUCAGCAAGACUCCCAGCAGUGUUAACAUGAGACUUGCUCGACUUCCCAAAGGUCCCAUGCUCCAUUUCAGAGUGCUCAAGUACUCUCUUAUCAAAGACGUGGUUUCAUCCCUGAAGAGGCACAGAAUGCAUGAACAACAGUUCACACAUCAUCCUUUACUCAUCCUCAACAAUUUUGGAUCUGAUGGCAUGCAAGUCAAACUGAUGGCUACCAUGUUUCAAAACAUGUUUCCCUCCAUCAAUGUGCACAAGGUGAGCCUUAAUAAUAUCAAGAGGUGUGUGCUGCUGAAUUACAACCCAGAGUCCCAAGAAAUUGAAUUUCGGCAUUAUAGUCUGAAGGUUGUUCCUGUGGGCAUGAGUCGCGGAGUCAAGAAGCUCAUGCAGGAGAAGUUCCCCAACAUGAGCAAGUUUGACGACAUCAGUGAGCUGCUGAUAAAAGGGGCAAACCUUUCAGAGAGUGAAGCAGAACAGGAUGGGGAUUAUAACAUAACUGAACUGCCACAGGUCUAUUCAGGACGAGGAAACAUGGCAUCCCAGCAGAGUGCUGUCCGUCUGACUGAGAUUGGUCCUCGCAUGACUCUGCAGCUCAUGAAGAUACAAGAUGGCAUGGGAGAGGGCAAUAUUCUGUAUCACGCUGUCAUCUCUAAGACAGAAGAUGAAAUACAGGCGAUCCUGGACCGGAAGGAGGCACAGCUGAGAGAGAAACAGGAGCGCCGGAAAAAGCAGGAACAGAAUGUUGCUUUGAAAAAAGAGAAGAAAGAAGAGAACAAGAAAAGAAGCCUGGCAGGCAUUAAGAGGAAACAUGCUGAGUCUGAUGAGGACAGCGAGGUGGAGAAUCCUGGCAUGCAGGAAGAUCAGGCAGCUGCUGAGUCUGAUGAUGAGGUGGAGUAUUACAGACAGGCUGUGGGAGAGGAGCCAGAUGAAGACAUGUUUCCCAGUGCCAGGAAGAGGCCACACUCAGAGAAAACUCGUGGACCUGCCAAGAAGCGGAAGAUGUCCCCUGGUAAAUCAAGAAGAAAAGAUGGAGAUGCCAAGUCAUCAGAUGGCAAAAGUCCAGCCGGAAUUCAGAGAGACAAAGGAAAGGGAUGGAAGAAAUCCAGAGAUGGGGAGAAAGCAUUUGGAAAGAAAAUGAAGCCUGGAGGAAAGGCAUUCAGAGGAAAGACAUUUGCAGCAAAGAAAGCUGCUGAUUAUGAGAUAAAAUUUAGUGGCAAGAAGAAAUUUGAAGGCAACAAAACAUUUGGGGGGAAGAAAAACAAGGACAGGCCAUUUAAAACUAAAGGUCAAAAAGGUACGCCAGGCUUCAAGAAGAAAGGCGUAGGACCUAACCAAGGCUUCAAACAGAGGAAGGGAAAGGAUAUCACAAGGGGGAAUGAAGUUGACUCUCAGCACCCUUCUGCUAAAAACAAGAUGGUGCACAAUUUCUCUGCCUGUGAAAAGUUUCAGAUUACGUUGCUACCCUCAGUGUAUGGCAUCGAGUUUAUUGUUGCCCUGGCAGGAAACCUGUUUGCUCUUUGGCUGCUGGUGGUCAGAGAAAGAAAGAACUGGCACACUGGGGUGGUCCUGUCUUGCAACCUGGCGAUCAGUGACCUGUUGUACGUCCUGACCCUGCCUCUGCUGAUUGUCUACUACUCCCUCGAGAAACACUGGCUGUUUGGUGACUCUGUUUGUAAGAUUGAGAGGUUUCUCUUCAACUGCAAUCUGUAUGCGAGCAUCUUCUUCAUCAUGGCGAUAAGUGUCAACCGAUGUGUGGCCCUUGUGUGGCCCUUUUUCACUCGAUCUCAUGUUGGGCCCGCCCACGCCAAAGCUGUCAGCAUCAUCAUCUGGAUCCUUGUAGGAGUCAUUUCCUUCCCUGUGUUGAAAUUUUCCUCUGUUUGCCCCAACGAAUACAACAACAGCUCUUUGUGUGUGUCCUUCUGUAACCACACACAGGGGGAUGAAAGCCCUCAUGUCACUUACAGACUCUUUCUUGCAGUGUUUGGAUGUCUGGUUCCCUUCUUGGUUACUUUCACUUCUUAUUGUGUGGUUAUUUGGGUGGUGUGGAAAAAUGUUAAUAUAACCACACUGGAGAAACGCAAAGUAGCCCUAUUGGUCAGUUCAGUUCUUGUGCUAUAUGCUGUUUCCUUUGGGCCUUACCAUGUCUUUCAAAUUUAUCACUUACACCUGAAAAUCAAGAACCCAAACAACUCAAACUGUUGGGUCUAUGACAUGUACCAAGUGUCAAAAGGGCUGGCAACUUUGAAUAUGUGUAUUCACCCGAUCCUGUACAUGGCUCUGUUUGACAGCAUAAGAGUAGCUUGUUGUGGAAGGAGCCAAGAAGACAAAUACAGGGGAGGAAUGAGGAAAUAAAGCAGCUUUUUAGCAGAUCAAAUAAUGUUAUGUCCUAAUACUUGAGCAAAUGUAUAUUCUGUACAAUUUUUUCCUUUUUUUUUUUUACAGAGGAUAAUUUGGUCAACUUUCUUGAUAGAUUUUGUUUCUUUUUUUAUUGUUGAAAGUUACAAAUGUCCUAAACUGUAUACAUAAACACAUCUCUA